Moneuplotes crassus is the source of this 693-nucleotide messenger RNA. Lineage: Eukaryota; Ciliophora; Spirotrichea; Euplotida; Euplotidae. The record is from the annotation of a GenBank genome assembly.
UUAUUUUUAAUGGAAAAUUUGUUUAUUAAUAUCUGAGAAGAUGCAAUCAAGGCUGUGGCUGACAUACCCAUCAAGGCCUUCAACAGGCUUCCUAAGUGACUGAAGGAUCUCCUCCUCAAGAAGAGGAAGAGGAAUAAAUACAGGGAGAAGAUGAGGAGACUCAGGUCCUCUCAAAAGCAGAGAGUGGAAGUGCUUGCAAAUGAAGGAGCAAGAGCAUUUUCAGGCACUACCUGUACUCAAGGCAAGAACAAGCUGGUAUUGGAGGUGGUGUAUCAAGACAGCUCUCAGAUACUCAGGCCAUUGAGUCAGAGAAGGUCAGAGGUCUUUCAAGGCUCUUGGAGAGGAGAUGAGAGUACCAGGCGGAUUAAAAACUCGGAUAAAAGAAGAUUUUGUGAUAAGCACCCCAAAUGUCGUUCUCCAAAGCCCUAAUAUUAUUUCUAAUAGCCGCCUGUGAUGUUCAAACUGCUCUCAAAAGCUUAAGAGUUUAGCCAGAGAAGGAGAUAAUCUUUACUCAUAUCAAGACUUGGAGAAGAAAAAAUUGCACACACUCAUUGCUGCUGGUUAUACUUGGCUUUCUAUUAUCUAUGUCAAGGAGAAUCUGAAGCUUCAUCUGCUUUAGAUAAGGUCUAAUAGAAGGAAGAAGAAGCUGAUAUCAGUGUUGGAUACGUCUUAGGUGGAGACAGUGAUGACUCC